Messenger RNA from Penicillium brevicompactum, 1101 nucleotides. Its product is annotated as putative integral membrane protein Pth11-like. The record is from RefSeq and is a predicted model, not a curated record. The coding region runs from base 1 to 1101 and encodes 366 amino acids. The transcript has 6 exons. NCBI's taxonomy places the organism in Eukaryota, Fungi, Ascomycota, Eurotiomycetes, Eurotiales, Aspergillaceae.
AUGGCCGGCAGCAAUGGCUCCCAGGGCCCCGUGGUCGUGGGUAUUGCCGUGGCGUUUGCUGUCUUGACAGCAAUCGUCUUGGCGCUUCGUCUAUUUUCUCGCAUUUAUGUCUUACAUAGAAUGGGUGCCGAUGACUAUCUUAUUAUUGGAGCUUGUCUAUUGUCAUGGGCAUUUAUCGCUGUCACCAUUAUUGCGGUCCAAAACGGGCUUGGAAAACAUGCCGCGGAUAUUGAUCCAUCCAAGAUGGUUACCUACGCAUUUGUGGUUUGGCUGAGCUCCAUGUUUUAUCUUGCCACCCUUGGAUUCAUCAAAACAUCGGUGCUAUGGUUCUACACCCGACUCGGAGAUCGCUACCUCACCCGUCUCUCUUGGAUCAUGAUGGGAGUGAUUGUGGCACAAGCUACCUCCUUUGUACUUGUUGCAGCAUUCCAAUGCCAGACCAUUAGCAAGGCUUGGACUGCCACUGGACCCGGAAAAUGUGUCGACAUCAACCUCUUCUAUCUUUGUAACGCCGCACUCAACAUCGUCACGGAUGUCUUGACAUACACCUUGCCAAUCAAGGUCAUCUUCAACCUCCAAGUCCCUCAAAAACAAAAAGUUGUUCUGGCAGUCAUUCUUUGCCUCGGUCUCUUUGCAUGCGUCUCUUCUAUCAUCCGAAUCACCUAUAUCCCCUCCAUGCUUUAUGGAACCGAUCCUACAUACGACAUCAGCGGUGCUAUGUACUGGUCGGUCAUUGAAACCAACGUCGGUAUCUUCGCCGCAUCUAUCCCGUCAUUCAAAGCGAUUGCCUCUCGCUUCCUGCCCCGUUUCAUUGGCGAAUACAGCAGUGGAAAGAAGUCCGCACCCUGGUCCGGAAACACCACCGCCAGGCGGUACGGAUCUGGCUUCAACAAAGUCACAGACCCCAACAACAUCACCUUGGCAACAAUCAACGACAAGGAUAUUACCAUGGGUACCAACAUUGGUGCGGCGAGCAACUCCAGCGAGGAGAGAAUCAUCCCCCACGGGAAAAUCUUCACUCAGACGGAGAUCGAAACUACCGUCGAGUCAAGUAAUGACUACGGAGGUUAUAACUCAUCUUUCGAGCGGGCUCGUCGAUGA